GAUACAGGAAGACAUCAAUAUUAAAAAAGAUAGUGCAGUAAAUUGAUUUAUCAUAUGCUAUUCGCGCUGACAAAAUGAAACUCACUUGUGUUGUUAGUGUUCUUUGUUUACUAAAAUAUCAAAAUGUGUUCGGAUCGGAGCCGAUUUGUUCAAGAUUUGAUUACGAAGAAAAAUUGUUAAAAAAACUAGUCGAGAUGGAUGCAACUAUGUCACGGAUGCAAGACCGAUUGACAGAACUAGAAGACAACGUGGCAGCCUGCAAGUGCGGCGUACAGGGAGUUGCCUUCUAUGCUUACCUUAGCGCCAAUGUGUGUCCGGGGGUUCAUCAGAUCCUCGUUUUUGAUGUCCUGGUGACCAAUGUGGGGAAAGCUUACAACGCCCAUGACGGCGCAUUUGUUGUUCCCGUGAACGGAACGUACGCAUUCGCCGUGUCACUUUUCUCUCAGGGGAAAAAAUACGUCGGUGUUGAAAUUGUCGUCAACGGUGACGUCAAAGGUGAGGUUUUCGCGGACUCCCAAGAGAUCAAUGACGUUCAUUCUUCAAGUGCGUCAGUUGUCGUUGACGUCAACGUGGGAGACCACGUGUAUGUACGUCGCGGUGCCGACAGCACGUGUGGCAUACUUAGCCAAGCAUCACGUGGUCGAACCUAUUUCUCUGGAUGGCUUUUGAAAUAUUAAAAAGAAAAAUGCUUUGAUAUGUUGAACAGUGGUAUGCAUUUGACAUAUCACAUUGACAACGGACAUAAAUAGCUGUUGGGCAAAUGACUAUAGCGUUGAUGCAGAAUGGUAUGGAACACAACAUUUGUAUGAGUGUAUAAUCUUAUUUUUUUUAUAUGCCUAUCAAAUUCCUUUUCCAUAUCCAACAGUGAAAAUACCGCACGCCGUAUUGAAAAAUCCGUAUCAUGAAACUGUCGUUUUCUGAUUCCGUAUCAUGUGAGUACCGUGUGUAGUCUCGGAACUACUUUCGCGUUGCUAACAAUAGGAUGACAAAAGAAAACCUGGUUUAAAUAAAUGAUCUAACUUAACUCACGCUCCUGAAGCAUUUAACUUUUUAGGAACAUGGUUCUCAGGUUCUUCAAAUGACCAUGCGGAUAAGCACAAAGCAGAGCACACUUCCAAUCUAUCUAGACAGCUACUUUACUCUUUAGUUCAGUGAACUAGUUGUUUGCCAUUUCGAAGUUCAUAAAAUGUUGCAAUAUCCAUGUUUAGUAUCAUAAAUAUGAGCAGCUCGCCAAUACAAAGAAGAAAGUGAAUUCUCGUCAUCGAUUGAAAUAGCGAUUGAAUCACGAAUUUCCCUCAAUUCUGCAUAUAAUGAUCGUCAAAAAAUCCCAGUAUUAUGUACUUUGUUAAAAAUGGCCGCGUUACGUCUACAGGAACUGACGAUUAGUGUAUACUCGUAAAAUAAGUACCUUUUGUGUGUGUGUGUGUGUGUGUGUGUGUGUGUGUGCGCGUGUGUGUGUGUGUGUGUGUGUGUUUGUGAUGUGAAAUUUAAUUAUUGUUUCCAUAUUAGCAGUUUGUUAAUUUUGCUAAGACAUAAAAUAUUUCGUUCUUAUUUUGCUCAAUAAAGUGAAUUCUGUAA
Mya arenaria is the source of this 1578-nucleotide messenger RNA. Its product is annotated as complement C1q-like protein 4. The transcript has 4 exons. Lineage: Eukaryota; Metazoa; Mollusca; Bivalvia; Myida; Myidae. Gene Ontology annotation, molecular function: protein binding. The record is from RefSeq and is a predicted model, not a curated record. Bases 75 to 677 code for a protein of 200 amino acids.